AUGGUACUGCACAGUAUUAGGGAUAUUUUGAGACUAGAAGGAAAACUUGACGAAUCUUAUGAAUUCCAUGAGAAAGCAUUAGAAAUUCGAAGGAAGUUCUAUUCUUCAGAUCAUACAGCGAUUACUGACAGUUUAAAUAAUCUUUAUAGCUUCUUGGUCGAUCAGGGUGAACAUGGAAAUAUUUCGUCUAAUGAGGAGCGCAUAAGGUCAAUCUAUAAAGAUUCUUAUCCGCCUAUGCAUUAUGAAGUUGCUGAAGGAUAUCUUCGUGGAACACCGAAGUAUGAUAAAGCAACAGAUUGCUAUCAACAAUCGUUGAGAAUGUUAGAAGAAUUUUAUCCACCAUAUAUUCCGACUAAUUCAGUUGAAUUGUUAGCCACAUAUUCAUCAGUUAACAGUUAUUUUAACUGCGGCAUAUUGUGCAAUCAAAAUCCUCAAUGUCGGACGUUUGUUUAUGAUACACCUAUGUGCGAACUUUUUGAAGGCGCCGUUACUACUGGUUCCAUUGUUAGUUCGCCAUCGACUACUCGUCUUGUUGGCGCAGUUAACUACAAUGGAAUUAAUGUUUCGUCUGCUUACAACAAAUCAUGCAGUUAUUGUUAUCCUGACCGAUAUCUUGUAUGUACCAACGGCACAUGUCAGUGUCCACCUGGUACGUACUAUGAUAAUCAAGGUAAUUGUAUCAAUCAAAUCUACGUCAAUUCAACAACGACAUGUCAAGCUAAUAAUUGGUGUAAUCAACAGUUGAAUUUGACUUGUCAAUGUGGUCAAUGUCAAUGUCCAUUUCAACAAUUUUGGAAAAAUAAAACGUGUGUGCCACAAUUGCUUGCUGGAAAACCAUGCACUACAAGCAGUGAAUGUCGUAAUGAUCUUAAUCUUGUUUGUUCACGGAAAAACAAAACAUGUAUACCUAUGACUGUCGUGACAAUUCCUGUCAUAACUGGAACGCUUCCGAGUGUAUUCUCUUACGUUGAUGAAUCGCUCAACACUUCCGGCGUAGAAUGGUGGCGAGGCUUCGAUGGUGAUAUUUAUACUUACUGGAACAGACUUGGCAGUUACAACGUGUUGGAUUAUUUAUUUUUAACUUUUAAUGAUACCUAUCUACUGAAUUCCUUACAAUUAACGGUAUACGGUGAUCAAACACAUGAUCCCAAAACAAUUAGUGUAUAUACUGAUGAAAAUGGGACCUGUUUCGGUCAAGCGUUCUCGUUUCCAAAUGUCAGUAGCUUUACUACAUUUCCAGUGAAAAAUUUCAAUAAUAGCACGAGACCCAUCGCAACAAAUCACGUACUAAUUUCGAUUGAACGAUGGUCGACAUUUCAAACUUACUUAUUUGAAUUAACAUUUUUUGGUGGCUUAUAUUAA
This is a messenger RNA of Adineta ricciae, 1362 nucleotides long. The record is from the annotation of a GenBank genome assembly. Lineage: Eukaryota; Metazoa; Rotifera; Eurotatoria; Adinetida; Adinetidae.